Molecule: messenger RNA, 3009 nt
Organism: Eurytemora carolleeae
Lineage: Eukaryota; Metazoa; Arthropoda; Copepoda; Calanoida; Temoridae
Exons: 12
Coding region: 82-948 (288 amino acids)
Source: RefSeq, a predicted model, not a curated record
AACACAUAUCCAGUUGCGGACUCAGCAGAAGCUCCUCCUUCGUCUUCUUAUUCUUCUUCGAGCCCAAAUGAGUCAUUGAAUAUGUCUUCAAAAGAGUCUUUGAAUGAGUCUAUUGGUUCAUCAGCAACAAUCCAAUCUAGUCAAUUAGAGAUCUGCAGAAACCACGGAAAGAGUUUGAGUUCGCCCUGUUCUGGUCUCCCUGUGAUUAGAAACACCUAUUCAGUUCAUAAGUCUGGUAAAAAGCAGAAUGGAGAUAAAAUACCAUCAAGUGAAGAAAUCAAACCUGGAGCUGUAAACCAGGAGAAAGAAAUGACAGAUGAUGGGUAUACUGAGACUCAUGAUGAUCCUCUGAACAUUUGCGAAAUUAUAAAAUCUAAGUCAGAUUCUCAGCCAGAAUUUGUUAUUAAACUUGAUCAACUGGAGCGUAAAGUACAUCAUCUAGAAACUCUUCUAUAUCAGUACACUGGAGGAGCAUUUACAUCCCUUGACUAUCCAUUAAUGGAGGCAGAAGAGGAUUUACAUAAACUAAACCAGGAGCUCAAGAAUCAAGAGUUUAGGAUGGCAAUGUUGAUUAGUCUGAAGAGAGAGGUUGGUAGGAAUGAUUGUGAAACAGUUCGAAGAAUAUUUAGGAAGAUUGGAAGCACUAAACUGUGGAGUAAAGCGAGCUUUAAAGGACAACGAUUGGGAAAAAUAAGUUUUUCUCGAUACAAGCACAUUAUCGCGCUUAUAGAACAAGCCACAGUUGAGCUGCACCCCAUGAGUCCAAGGAAGGAUAUAGAAGAAGCUAUGAAAGCAUUCUUAAAAUGCCAGGGAAAAGUAGCAAAGAAUGAAUUGAAACGGAAAAGGGGCUCCGACUCGGAGGGUGACUCCGACGAAGGGAAAACGGAGACGAGCAGAUUAAACCAAGAAAUCAACCUAGAGAUAAAAGUGGAGAAGAAUUAUUUUUAAAGGGACUGAGGACGUAAUUUCAAGGGACAAAAAGGCAUGUCAGAUUCACAACGGAACUAAUAAAAGCGUUAUGUGGUCAAGAAUAAAGUGUGGUUUCUCUACUAUAAAUGUGACUUGUGGAUACCUGCUAUGGGAUUCAUAAAGGAAAGUUGUCAGAAUUAAACAUUUUGUAAGCUAUGGCAACGACGAUACCGACCACAUUUUUGAUUAGAGAAAGGUUUUUUUUGUAUACAGCAAAUGUGCAGAGCUAACAGGCCCAUUUUGCUCAAUAAGCGAUUUAAUCAGUUACUAGUAAAGCCAUUUGCUUGGUAACGACAUCAAAUACAUUCAAUUAUUGCAACAAUGUCGUCUUCCUAUACAAGAGUUGGUUCUCACUGUACAAUCUUAAAAUAUUUGUGUUUAGAAAAUUAUUCGUGUUCCAAUUGUUUUCAGCAUUUCUUGAUAUAUCGACAAUAUUUUUGUUGUGAAAAAUGAUAAGCAUUGUGAAAAUUGAUUAAUUGACACUUCACAUUUAAUGUAGUUUCGCAAUUGCUAAACUUAACUGAAACGAGAGUUCUAUACGAUGCUAAGAUACUGUUUACGUCCAGGCGGAAAUAUUUCUAGUAAAGAGACUGUAGACUUAUGUUUUUUUUGUCAUAGCAAUCAGUUUAAUUGUGGUUCAAGCAUUUAUACAGUGGUAGGCGAUUUCACAAAUACAAUGAAGACGACUUUCGAUUUUAAUUUUUAUUUAAAUCAAAUUGUUUAACAGCAUGGAUACAUAUAAACAUAGCAGGCAAGACAAGCUGUCAAUUAACAAAGCUUCUUUUUGAUUACGUAUAAACUUGUAAUACGAAAACAAUAAAAAUUUAAAAUAACAAAGUAGUCUUCAUUUUUUGUUAUUAUCGCCUACCACUGUAGAUAAACAAAAAAAUAUAUUACAAUUGCAAAGGUAUAAAAAAGGCUUUUGUCACAAAUGUAUGAAAAUCAAAGAAAAUUAAAUAGUAGAGUAUAAUUGAAAUGUAGGAAAAGUGCAGUGUAGGAGAAAUGAUGUGUAGGACAAACGGGGUGUAGGACAAAUUAUGUGUAGGGCAAAUAAGGUGUAGGACAAAUGAGGUGUGGGACAAAUGAGGUGUGGGACAAAUGAAGUUUUCCCCGCCAUUUAGGACAUAUAAUGUGUAUGACAAAUUAUUUGAAUGACAAGUGAUUGUAGUUCAAAUAAUUGUAGGAAAAAUUACAUAGCGCUUGGGGUAUAAGAUAUGAGGAAUAUGUUGCGCUGUACUUAGAGGAAAGAAAGGGGGGGGGGGACUGACCUAGCUUGCAGUAAGCUGGUUUAUUCCCAGUCUUUCUCAUUCUUUCAGCACUUGGGUUUAAUUUUUAACAUCCUGAUUUCUCAUUUUACCAAAGGAUGCUUUCACCUCUUGACGAUACCUUUUUUUUUUGAUAUCAGUGUAAAUUUUUGUUUGCAGUUCUUUUUUUUAUUUAUUUUAUGUUACAAGACUCUUUGCCCUUAAAAAGUAUAACUUGUUUUAAAACAUAUUUCAGAGAGAAUAACAGAAAUUAUGGAAGAAGAUAAAGUUACCAUCAAAAAAGAAAUCUCUACUAUAGAGGAUACGUGUACUGUGUAUGUUGCGGGAGAAGAUGUAAAAGAGAAAAGGACAGAAAAUCAAGAUGAAAAUAUCAAGAUUGAAGUAGAUCCCCUGUUCUCUGAACAAAAGAGACUUAAAAAGAGUAAGCUGAGAGAUAAAAGAGAUACAAGUUAUCCCUGUGGAAAAUGUGAUUAUGUGGCAACUCAAUCCGGUAAUUUGAAGACACAUAUUCUAAGUAAACAUGAAGGAGUGAGAUAUCCUUGUUAUCAUUGUAAAUACGCUGCCGCUCAAGCAGGUGGGCUGAAGAAACAUGUUGAAAAUAAGCAUGAAGGAGUAAGAUAUCCUUGUUCUCAUUGUAAAUAUGCUGCCGCUCAAGCAGGUGGGCUGAAGAAACAUGUUGAAAAUAAUCAUGAAGGAGUGAGAUAUCCCUGCGAUCAGUGUGAAUAUGUUGCUACUGGUGUACUAAAUCUGAAUCGACACAUUGAAACUAAACAUG